GCAGGUUUGGUCUGACCUGAUGUUAGAUUGUGCUGAAUGUUAUCUCGCCUGUCCUCUCUCUCUCUCUCUCUCUCUCUCUCUCUCUCUCUCUCUCUUAUAAUAUUCAGCCGGAGGACAGGUGCGUGCUUAAGACGUGAUGUAGCGUUGACCGCAUCACCGUUUACACGAAUGGGGGAAAAUCCAUGGAGACCGUUCACCGGUUCACUGCGACUCAACCGGGGACAAAUCAUAUCAAGGAGUCCAAACAGGUACCACGAGAGAGACAUCCCUGGACGGACAGUAUCACCCGGGAUUGUGGACUACUCUGUAUUGACAUGGACUGUAUAACUUAGGUGUCGCUUCGAGGCGUGCCGCUAAUUGCGCUUCACAUCGGGUCAUGUUGUCUGCGAUCAACACGUUGUCUCAGAGCGAGGCUUGGACAGGUCACUGGUUCACUCCAUCCAUAAUUUAGGAUGACGCCUCUUGGUCAAACCUGCUCGGUAUCCUCCCUGACUUCAAACACUACAUCAGCAGACUGAGCACUCCUCAGCACUGUUUUGGCUGCCAGGCUGACCUCCCAGGAAGGUGAUGCGACGGUUUGUCUACUGCAAGGUGGUGUUGACCACCUCUUUAGUGUGGGUGCUGGUGGACGUGUUCUUGCUGCUCUACUUCAGCGAGUGUAACAAAUGUGAUGAUAGGAAAGACCGCUCGCUGCUCCCUGCCCUCCGAGCGGCGAUAUCUCGGAGCCACGAAGGUCCCGGGGAGAUGGGCAAGGCGGUGAACAUCCCCAAGGACGACCAGGAGAAAAUGAAGGAGCUCUUUAAGAUUAACCAGUUCAAUCUGAUGGCCAGUGACAUGAUUGCGCUCAACAGGAGUCUGCCAGAUGUCAGGUUGGAUGGCUGUAAGACCAAGGUGUAUCCAGACGAUCUGCCAAACACCAGCAUUGUCAUCGUGUUUCACAACGAGGCGUGGAGCACCCUGUUGCGGACAGUUCACAGUGUCAUCAACCGCUCUCCCAGACACUUGCUUGUGGAGAUCCUGCUGGUGGACGAUGCCAGCGAGCGAGACUUCCUGAAGAAGAAGCUGGAGAACUAUGUGCGAACUCUAGAGGUUCCCGUGAGGAUCCUGAGGAUGGAGCAGCGUUCAGGUCUAAUCAGAGCCAGGUUGAGGGGUGCCGCUGCUACUAAAGGCCAGGUCAUCACCUUCCUGGACGCUCACUGCGAGUGUACCGUCGGCUGGCUCGAGCCCCUGCUGGCACGCAUCAAAGAGGACAGGACGGCAGUAGUGUGCCCUAUCAUCGACGUCAUCAGCGACGAGACGUUUGAAUACAUGGCCGGCUCAGAUAUGACUUACGGUGGAUUCAACUGGAAGCUGAAUUUCCGCUGGUACCCUGUUCCCCAGCGGGAGAUGGAUCGACGCAAGGGGGACAGAACGCUUCCUGUCAGGACUCCCACCAUGGCAGGAGGAUUAUUCUCUAUAGACAAAACAUACUUUGAGGAAAUAGGAAGCUACGAUCCAGGGAUGGAUAUCUGGGGUGGAGAGAACCUGGAAAUGUCUUUCAGAAUCUGGCAGUGCGGCGGCGUGUUGGAAAUUGUAACAUGCUCACACGUGGGCCAUGUUUUCCGGAAGGCCACCCCAUACAGCUUCCCUGGAGGAACGGGCCAAGUAAUCAACAAGAACAACAGGCGCCUGGCUGAAGUCUGGAUGGAUGAUUUCAAAGAAUUCUUCUAUAUCAUAUCGCCAGGUGUGAUGCGGGUCGACUACGGCGACGUUUCUUCCCGCAAAGCUCUCCGGGAGGCCUUGCAGUGCAAACCGUUUUCCUGGUAUCUAGAGAAUGUUUACCCAGACUCCCAGAUCCCAAGAAGAUACUACUCACUUGGUGAAAUCAGAAAUGUUGAGACCAACCAGUGUGUGGACAACAUGGGAAGAAAGGAGAACGAGAAAGUUGGAUUUUUCAACUGUCACGGCAUGGGUGGAAACCAGGUGUUCACAUACACAGCGGAUAAAGAAAUUAGGACAGAUGACCUCUGUCUGGACGUCUCCCGCCUCAACGGACCCGUCGUCAUGCUCAAGUGUCACCACAUGAAGGGCAAUCAGAUGUUUGAGUACGAUGCGGAGCGACUCACGCUGCUGCACGUGAACAGCAACCAGUGUUUGGACAUGCCGUCUGAGGAGGACAAGAUGGUGCCCACCCUGAGAGACUGCAAUAACAGCCGCUCUCAGCAGUGGCUGCUACGUAACAUGACCCUGAGCGUCUGAUCCCUCACCUCGCCCUCUCUCUCUCUCUCUCUCUGCCCCUACCACUCUCAUCCUAAUCAAUCCUGGCUCUACACACCCUCACCAGGUUGCUCUUACCACGCACAUCAUACGCUCUCUUUCUGUGUCAGGCUGGGCAGCGAAUGCAGAGAUCCAGGCAUCAACAGCAGUUUAUAUUCCAUUAUGGAGGCAUCUCCUUUUUUACAGUUUGCCACAGGUGUAGAGAGGCUGCACCAGCCGUUCAGGCGACAUGACAAGGUGUUGCAUGGGGGACCAUGUCAUGUUCAGACACGGAGAACUAUGUGUGAAGUCUGUGCAUGGACAACAUUGAAAUCGAAGCACCCGCCCGUCAGCUGGCUGCGAUCCCUGCCUCCGCUGUGCUGCUCGAACUGCUGCUUAGCUGCUGGAAAAAAAACAAUUAAUCAGAAGACCACUUACGAAGAGAAUAUUGUAAAGCACGUCUGUGAUGGUCUGCAUUGUAAUUGACCUUCUUUGUGCUGUGAGCAGUACAUGCAGUGCAGACUUUUUUAUGACCGCUGCUCAUCCUCUUUCGAUAUCAGUGUCUGAGUAACAUUCAGAUAACAGGUGAUGUUGUUAAUAGAGCCCGACCAAUACCGGAUUUUUGAAGCAGUUACCGACUUUGAUAUUUGCGAGUUAAAGAAUCUCAUAAACAUCAUCCAAUCUAUAAUGAUACUACAGCUUUUGUUUAUUAUUUUUUUUAUUUUGCUUUUCAUCUUUUAAGAGGAUUUAACGCUCUGUGUCGCACUGUUAACGUCUGAGCUACGCUGCUGACUGAGGAACAUCAUACUGUAUGUCCUAUGAACGUUACAAUGCAAUCAACACAAAUUUUCCCUUUUUAACAAGCCCACAGCCUGACUUAAGCCACCUGUCCCUUUUUACAACAUUCAACAUGUGGACGUAACGUUGGAACUCAUUCCCAUUAACUAGCAUCAGCUGUCUCCUUUUCACUGGUCCAGUUGUGAAGCUAGAAAAUGGCCAGAUUGCCAAACCCCACAGCAAUGAGUAUUUCACAGCACUCUGUCUACACUGAGAUUAGAAUGACGUGGACUAACCAAGACUAAGGAAGCAUGCUGGCUACACAGAUGUUGUACAAAUCAAACUACCAGUACUCCUCCAGGGAAGACUAAAGUACAGUAGGGGGCGCUAACAAUGCAGAAAAAUGAAUAAAACAAAAAAUAUAUCCUUUUUGGUAAUUAGAAACCAAAUAAAUACACAAGUUAAAACAAACACAAAGGAUAUAUAUACAGAUUUUUUAGGAAAACUUCCUAUUUCAGUUUGAUUUUAAGAUUUAAAAAAAAAUGUAUAAGGAUCUCUUAAAUUUGGACAAACAGUGAAACGCAGACACGAAUUUUAAAUAAUCUCAAACAUAUCUUUGCCAUUUAUAAACAGCAGUUUCUGUAACAUUCAGAAAACGUAAAUUACAAUCAUACCGGCUAUCUCUCACGUUCCUAUUGGCUCCAUGAUAGUAACCAGCUGCCAACACCUUGAAGCAACCAACACCAAACCAAAGAUUUUCAAUAGAUGAUAACAUUACAAUCUCCGCCUCCUCACCCCGAUCUCCAAACACUUCCUCAUUUGGAAGUGUUGUGAAAGCAGAUUGCGUUGUGCCAGAGACGGUUCAGAAAGUUAUUAAAUUUUUCAUUUAGGUGUUAUACUUCAUUUUUGGUGGGACAAGACCGACAAUUCAGCACAGACACAGAGAAAGAGAGACGUGUUCCCAAAUCUCACGAGUGUCUCAAACAAAGUUUAUUUUUUCCCCCUGAUUUAUCUGUGUGGAAAAAUGUCACCUAUGAAAAAUGCGUCCAAUAUUUACUUCGUUGACUAUGAGGUGCUCACAUUCAUUCAUCCCAUUAGAGGCGAUAGACUGAAGACCUGCUGCGGGUCUCCUAAAGUGGAGCGGCAGUGGGUAAACCCAUGUGACACAGAUACAGAAAGUGGCUCUUCAGUGAGGUGUCUUGGCUUCUUUUAUUUUUUCUUUUUUUUUUUUACCCAUCUCUGGUCAGACACACACUGUGCAGCACAGCCACAGCCAGCUGGCCCCGGGCUUGGCUUGCACUCAAUCAGAAAGCAUCGUUGCAAAUGCAAUAUAUUUGACAUGCUUUGCAGUAACAUUAACUUUAUAACAUUUAACUUCUAUAUUAACAUUAUCCAGUGUUGCAUACUGUUGUGUUGACACUGAGGGGAAGUGGACAGAGAAGACAUACAGGAGAGAGCAUGAAUGUCACAUCCUUUGGAUUUUCCCUUAUUGGCAGCCAAGAAAGUUGUGGAAAGAAGUUGCCAUAAAUUGGCAAUAAAAAGUGAUUAAUACAUUAAAUUAACACUGCUUCAGAAUCUUACGUAUGGCACCUUUUUAAUUAUUGGCUGACAUAUAGGCAGAUAAUAAUAGAUCUGUGAUAAGCUAAUAUCAGCCAAUUUAUUGGUUGGGCUCUAAGUGUUGAGGUGGAUUUCUUUAGUUGUUUGGAAAAAAAAAAGAUUUCAUACAUCAUCUUAAGGAAUAACAGUCUAAUUGUGAGGCAGCUCUUUCGAUCGACACACUGUGUGAAAGUUGAUUUAUAACAGGCUGUUAGAAGAAACGAAAGAGGUGGCUGCAGGGAAGGAAUUAGCAAGUAAUCGAGACUUGGCUCUGAGUAGAUAUAAUUGAUUUUAAUUGAGACCCCUAAAUAAUAAUGACUGUACUCUGACACACUUGUGUUAUAAUGGCUAUCUGGGUGUAACUACUUUAAACAAACACACACACACACACACACACACACACACACACACACAUCACCUUUAUCAGAUUCCUACUACUGAGACGAUUCUUCUUAAUAUCUUGAGAAACCAUGAUGUCUUGGAGCUGAAGAGUGACGUGUGCCUUUUUAAAAAGUUGUUUUGUAUUCGGUUCAUUGUUUUUUUUUUUUGGUGGGUUGGUUUAUUUGUGUGUUUUAUUUUGAGUUAAAAAGCUACUGCAUAUUGAUAUAUUAAAUAAUUAUAUCUCAUGAAUGUGUCACUAUUAUGUUAACGCUUUACCAAACAUUUAGUUACAGUAUAUCAACACUUAGCCAUCAGGUGCUUUUCACUAGAUGGUUGAUCAGGAUCAGACAAUAAAUGUUAUUGUACAUAAUGCUGUUGACAUGUUUCACCGUUGUUGUACAUACAGAACCAAUUAUUUUUCUAAGAUACUGUAAAACUUGAACACUCCUCAGAGAAAAAGACAUUGAAUGGUUAAAAGAUCAUGAGGUAUUGCAGUGUUUUAUUGGAAUUGUGGUAAUAAAAACCAGUGCUUACCUUGGGUUUUUAAAUUGCGGUGUGUGUUGGAAAUCAUCAUCGGCCCCACAAAACCAAUUCUUAGACUACCUAAAGGACCUUAGGCGAGCAUACAUACUGUAAGGGAGCAACUAAUGGUGAAAUGCUAUCAAUGCUGCUUGAAUAUUGAAUCCUUGCCAAGUGCCUACUUGGCAUUCAGACUAAAAUUCAAUCACCUCACCUCUAUAUGUUACACACACAUUUAUUGUUUUUCAUUAUCUUAAAGUGCAUGUUAUUAAAAUAGGAAUGUAACGUUUCAAUGUACUGGUUCCAAGGUGAUGGUAUCUGUUUGUACAUUUUGCCUUUUUUUUUUUUUUCCAGAAAAAAAAAAACAACUUUGGCUGAACAUAGAUUUAUCAUUACUUUCAGUGUCAAGCAACUGAUGAAAAUGUGAACACUAGCACAUCACACCAAUACAUCAGUUGUUUAAUAAACCUUGUUCUUGAA
Molecule: messenger RNA, 5988 nt
Organism: Larimichthys crocea (large yellow croaker)
Lineage: Eukaryota; Metazoa; Chordata; Actinopteri; Sciaenidae
Gene: galnt13
Product: polypeptide N-acetylgalactosaminyltransferase 13
Exons: 13
Coding region: 568-2238 (556 amino acids)
Biological process (GO): protein O-linked glycosylation
Cellular component (GO): Golgi apparatus
Molecular function (GO): polypeptide N-acetylgalactosaminyltransferase activity
Source: RefSeq, a predicted model, not a curated record